AUGAACCCUCGCCUCCCGCGCGGCGCCCGCCCAAAGCUUAGGAGGCUCUCGGGCGCAUCCGCCGGCCCCACGCGGAGGAACCCCCCGCCCUCCCCGCGCUCCCCACGGCGUUCGGCCCCGUGCGCCAGGCAAGCGCUCAGCAACAUCACGUACGACGGCUCCGCCUCAGUACCUGAGUCAGGUCCGGCGCCUCACCGAGAGGAUGACCGUGCUCGCGCCGGACCGCAGCUGCUGUCCCCGUGCGCCCACACACACUCGCCUCAGCCCGUCUGGUCCCGCCGGCUGCGGAGCUCCGGCGCGGCGGGUCUGUGGCUCUCGCCCCUCCCCUGCCACGGCGGGGGCGCGCUGGGUCCUACUGCCGCCGUAAACUCCUUCCCGCUGCUACGGGUUCUCCCGCGCAGGGCCGGCCGCGUGCUGCGCGGCGCCGGGACUGUACAAGGCACCGGCGUGAGCUUUGCGCUGCUUGCGCAGAGGCCAACGUGGGGCUGGGUCCUGCCGGCGUGGAUGAUGCACCGGCUGUCCAGAGGUCCAGAGGAGCAGGACCUGAGCUGUGGGCUUCAACGUAUGAAUGGACUUCUACAGUUGAGGUAUAAGCAACUACCUCUGACAGCUGAUCAAGAAUGGAUUCUAGAACAGAGUAAAAUGCAAACAGAACUAAACUGGCAACAGCUCUGUGAGAAUGCUGAACAUAAUCGGUAUCAGAAAUCAGAGGAUCUAACACAAAGCCUGUCUUCGUCAAGAGAGGAGGUAUUUCAGUAUGAUGAUAAAACUUCUCUGUGCAAAGAUAUUCCUACCUUGGAAAUAAAAAAGCUGCAAAAGCAGAAUGCCAACCUUUGUGCUGCUAUUGCACAAAUGAGGAAAGAAAUGGAGAGUCUUGAUGAGCAGAUGUUGUCCUCUCUUCCUCUGACAGAAAACAGACAACCUGUAGAGCAAGGUUCAGUGAGCACAAACAAAAUUUCAGCUGCAACCACUUUGAGCAACAUCAAAGUCAGCUCAGCUAAGCUCGACUGUAUAGUAAACCCAGACACAGAAAAGGGACCAGAACCCACAGUUCUUGAAGAAGAGAUAGUAGAUCUUGGACAAGAGUUGCCUGAUGUAGGUCCUGGUGUUGAGCUUCAAUAUGGUGUCAGACAUACUCUGCAGGGAAUGCAAAAUAAACUGAAGGAAGCAGCAAGAAAAAUCUCAGUCCUAAACCAAGAGAGGCGGCAGUUGAUUGAAAUGGGAAACAGACUCAGGGCAGAACUUGGAAUGAUGUUAAAAGAAGGACUUUGGCAUCCUGUUGGCUCUAAACGCUCCACAGUUUGUAUUGCCUCUGGUAGUCUGCUUCCAAGAGAACUUGUCAAAAGAACAGAGUGUCAGCUAUCAGCUCUAAAACAUCUACAGCACAGACUCACAACACAGAAGCUGCAACAUGCAAGGCAACAGCAUCCCUCGAGGUUCUCUUCUCUAGUUGCCUGCCCUGGCUUAAAGGAAGAAGCUCCAAGCAGCUGUGGGGAAGAAACGGAAUUGCCAUCUGCUGAGGUUCAGCUAGAUUUCUCUAUUGAAAAUCACGGGCCAGAGCAACAAAAGGCAAAUGCAUCCUCAAAGAUUGUUCAAAGUGAGCUGCUCAGGCAGAGUACUAGUCAAGUCCAGCAGGUCCAGCCUUCUUCAUCUAGAGCACUUAAUUUCUGCCAAGGUGUUUGGCAAACAUUAGAAAUUGGAUCAAGCCUUUCUAUUCUCAGUCCUCAAAAGAACAGCAACCAAGUGGAAUUGGAAGUUAUACGUUCAACCAAGCAAUCUGAAGAAUCUCAGCAAAAUGUCAAAGCCAAGGAUAAACUUGAAGUGCCAGCUGGAGAUUUGGCAGUGAGAGGAAGAAGACUGGAAGUUCAGCAGAAGUUAAAAUCCAGGAAUUUAUCUUGUAUUCAUCCAUUAAAACCAAAAAUCUCUUCUAACAUGGCAAAAAUCCGCAACUAUAAUAUUAAAGACUGAUUUUUAUGUUGGCAGCAGGUUCCAGAUCCACAGUUGCUAUUAAUUUACUUUGAAAUCUCUAAAUCAGAUCUAAGUAUUUGCUUCAUUUUUGUAUGUUGAGUUUUUCGCAGCCAAAAGAGAGAACGAAUACCCUGUUUCACACAGCGAACCCUAAAAUAAAGGGUUAAUGUGUUUACAUUAUGAGAUUACACUCUUCACUGUUAAUACCGAUUUAUUUUAAUUAUAUGUGUUAAAUUUUGCUUGCAUCAUGGAUUUAGAAAUGCCCAGUUAACACAUAGGUAAAGCCUUGUGCCUUCAGGCAGGGCUUCCAGGUCUUUAGCAGAUUUUUUGUUGAGAAACUGUAGACGUGAUUUAAGCUUAGCAGUGGGAUGCCUCAACCUACUUGUUUUCUUAUAAUUAACAAUGCAACCGUUAAUCCUAUGCAGCUACCUUUCUACUUGAAAGAAAAGGGGUUGAAAAGAUUACACCCGAGUCUGUAUUGUUUUCUCAUCUUCUGUAGCUCCUCCCACUUGUUCAGACAUAAUGAAAGAGUAUAAAAUUAAAUUUCUAUUGUCACACCAGUAGUUAUAUUUUUCCUUGACGUGAGAUUGCACAGACUUUAAAGCAGUGAAAAACACUGCUAAUGAGUUAGAUUCAUACCCUCAGAAUCAUACCAGACGCAUUGCUACCUAUAAGUCUUAAAACAUGAAACUAAAAGGAAACUUGAAUUAGUUGGGAUGUAAGAAAGGAUUUCUCUGUAGUAAUGAACACACCAAGACAUUGAAACAAGUGAUGAGUGUAUUUUUGUAACAUUUCCGGUAAUGCUGAGCUAUCUUGGGAUAUAACAGUGAUGAACUUUACGUAAAGGAAAUACACGUGAAGAAUUCAAUAAAAAACUUUUUUUAUGGA
Messenger RNA from Empidonax traillii (willow flycatcher), 2856 nucleotides. RefSeq names its product coiled-coil domain containing 57 (gene CCDC57). NCBI's taxonomy places the organism in Eukaryota, Metazoa, Chordata, Aves, Passeriformes, Tyrannidae. Bases 1 to 1968 code for a protein of 655 amino acids. The transcript has 10 exons. The record is from RefSeq and is a predicted model, not a curated record.